GAGUUUUGGAGUAUUUUAAGUGUGUUUGGGGAUAUUUUGGUGCACUUUCGAUGUGUUUAGGGUGUUUUUUGUGCGUUUAGGAGUGUUUAAGGUGUUUUAAGGUGUUUUAGUGUGGUUGGAGUUGCUUUUGAGGUGUUUUGGUUAUGUUAUAGGCAUGUUGCAGAUAAGUACUGGGUCUUUGAGGGUAGAAGUGGUGUGCUGGAGGUAAAAUAAAAGGUUCUGGAGUGUUUAAGGGGGGACUGUGAUAGUUCUCUGGAAAUAAAAGAAAAAAAAGUAUAUUUAAAACGAAUUAGAGCUUUAUAAGUCAAUCAAAAUCAUGUAAUCUAACUUGUAAAGGAAAAUAGUGGAACCUAUCAGCGGUAUGAAAACAACAAAACAAAAUACUCACAAAAUCGUAAUAAACUUUCUGAAAGUGUCCAAAGAAACUUAAUAAAACGUGAAAAUAAGAAAAUAAAUAACAAAAGGUCUUGAAACAUUUAAAGCAGGAAAAUAAACAAAAGUUGCCAAGUUGAGACCAGUCAGUGUUGCUCCUGUUACGGGUGGUUGUACGCGGCCGUUUCAGUUCCUUGCCUGUAUAUCUCGUGUGUGUACGUGUGUGUGUGGCCACGCCUGUACAGUUGCCGCCAAGGGUUCCACAUGAUUUGAACCUUCGUUGGUUGGUGCUGAGGAAGGUGUGGACUCUAUCAGUGAACGCCUGGAGACAGUAGUGGCUGAAAACAAGCAAAAUAAAGAAAGAUUUGGGCCAUGAACUGCUGCCAGGGUAGGUCACCAGCCGGCCUGCCGCCCCUGCACCAUCACUGCCACCACAGCCACAGGGGGACGAUAAGGAGUUGCCGAUCCAAAGGCUCAAACUGCACAAACUGCAUUCUCCAACGUAAAUUUAAAACAUUAAAUUCAGAGGUUGAUAUGUCAGUCUCAGCCAAAAUGCUUUAUCUAUUACAUGAUACUUCUAACUACUCUAAUGUGUAAGCCAUAAUUUUAUAAGUAAACAAUGCAUAAAAAUUGAUGGAAACGUAUCAGAAUAACAAUGAUUUUGAUCAUUAUGAGCCGAACUUGCGAUGCGCCGAAACUGAAAAUGUGGUCAAAACACUGGUGAGGACUGAGGAGGGAAACUUGAAAGCAACACUCCGCCUUGUGCCUGCUGGAUGUUCCUGCCAGGAUCCCGUGCCUCAUCACACCCAUGGCCACCAAACGACUCGCUAUGGAGCUGGGGUUGGUACAGAAGCGGCAGCAGAAUGUCACCACCUCCAGGAAGCCUGCUGUUGGAGUUUCAGUAUCUGGUGGUACUUGAUUUUGAAUCCACCUGCUGGGAGGGGAAGUGGAAUGCACCCCAACACGAGAUCAUUGAGUUUCCUGCCGUGCUACUCAACCUGCAGUCUGGGGAGGUCAUCUCUGAGUUCCAGCAAUAUGUGAUGCCCAUGGAGCAGCCUGUCCUUUCAUCCUUCUGCACCAACUUGACUGGCAUAACCCAGGAACAAGUAGAUGCUGGUGUUCCUCUAGGGACCUGUAUUUGCCUCUUCUCUAAGUGGAUGCAACACCUGUGUGAGCAGCAUAAGAUGUCCUUCUGUGCUGCUGUGCCAGGGAACCGUGUAACAUUUGCUACAUGGUCAGACUGGGACCUUGAGAUUUGCCUACAGCGGGAAUGCACACGCAAAAGGAUUAGAAAACCUGAUUUCUUUAAUCAAUGGGCUGAUGUGAAGCUCCUGUACAAGAAGUUCUACAGGCGGAGCCCAAAAGGUUUGGCGGGUGCCCUGCAGGACCUGGGCUUGACCUUCCAGGGGCGUGAGCAUUCAGGAAUCUGUGACGCCCGCAACACAGCAACACUCAUCAGCCACAUGUUGCAUGAUGGGUGUGUGAUCACAGUGACCAAGUCCCUGGCACCUGAGGCACAGAAAACCAGAGCAUUGCUGGCCAUCCAUGGAAAAAAGCAUUGAGGUCUUUGCCUCAACAAGAUCAAAAUCCUUCACAACUGCAGUACUGCUCUGAUAAUGGAUGUGGACGAACUGAGCUGAAUGACAUCUACAAUACAUACUAUAUUCUCAUAUGUAUCCCUUAUGUCUGGCCCUCUUCCAUCCCAGAAUAUCCUUCAAGCAGUUGGCAAUGACAGGAAGGUCUCAAGUCCUUUCCUCUUAUAGCAUUCCCUCAUUGUGCAGUUAGUCUUGGCUCUUUUCUCUUCAUUGCUUGUCCACUAUUUAUCUAUUUUAGUGUAGAGCCAUCUAAACAUUAGGAGCUGUUUUCAAGAUAUUGUUUAGAGGUAUCUCUCUUUUAUUUGAUCAUAAAUAAUGUGUGAGAAGGUUUGUGAUUGUAAAAUUAUGCAUGUACACUUCAUGUCCCAGCAUAAGGUAAAGUUUAAGGUGUAGACUACACUAUAGCCCCCUCAAACAUUUGUGUAACACAUUUGGGUGCUGCAUACAUAAGCAUAUGCUUUUUGCAACCCACAUUGUCUUUGUCACAUAAAAGUUAAUAACUAUGUGCUUAAAGGACAGCUGUGUGUAUAACCAUUAGUAGUGAUGACUUCUCUUUCACACAAUGCGUGUGCACAGAUGCGUGCAUGCAUACACUACAGCUAUUGCUGAAUGCUUUGGUUUCGUUUCUCAAAUCCUGAAGGAAAGCAUUAGAAAACACUAGGUUUCUCAAACCAGUCCAUUUAUAGCUUCAUUUUGAGGAGCAUUUACAGUCUAUACUGAAUGAUACAUCAAAAUUGUUACAGUAUUACCUUAUUUAGUACAAAGUGUUGAAGACAAAACAUACAGUAUUUCACUAAGUGUUCUUAGCUACCAAACUCAAAUAACUUUAAGAAUCUACAAAAUACCCAUUGAAGAAUGAGCUUUAGCACCAUUUUUUUUGUCUUCGGUCAAGCCUACAAAGCAAAACCACGUGAAAUUUUCUUGGACAUCUAAACAUGUCAAGCCAUGUGGUGUCCAUUCAGUACUGCUCAGGUUUGUCACAUGAAUAAAUGUCUUGUAUAGCUAUAAAAGUAAUGAAAUAUGUUAAAUAAACAAAUGUAAAUGCAGGUUAUAUGGAAUGGAUUUAAGUCUGAAUAUUAAGAUGAUUCAGCUUGUACUUUACAAAGUCCAAGAAUAAAAUGUAGGAUGUACA
Messenger RNA from Scylla paramamosain (green mud crab), 3099 nucleotides. Its product is annotated as ERI1 exoribonuclease 2-like. Lineage: Eukaryota; Metazoa; Arthropoda; Malacostraca; Decapoda; Portunidae. Gene Ontology annotation, molecular function: 3'-5'-RNA exonuclease activity; nucleic acid binding. The coding region runs from base 1146 to 1934 and encodes 262 amino acids. The record is from RefSeq and is a predicted model, not a curated record. The transcript has 7 exons.